Molecule: messenger RNA, 1468 nt
Organism: Calliphora vicina (urban bluebottle blowfly)
Lineage: Eukaryota; Metazoa; Arthropoda; Insecta; Diptera; Calliphoridae
Product: gamma-butyrobetaine dioxygenase
Exons: 5
Coding region: 66-1331 (421 amino acids)
Biological process (GO): carnitine biosynthetic process
Cellular component (GO): mitochondrion
Molecular function (GO): oxidoreductase activity
Source: RefSeq, a predicted model, not a curated record
AAGAAAUACAAAUAAAUAGCUUUUAAAUUUAAAAUUCAAACAAGAAAUAUAAAAAUCUCACAGAAAUGUUAACGAAAACCUUUAAAAAUUUAAUAAAAAAUAAAAACAAUUCCAUACAGACAACAUCAGUGUUGCUGAAACGCUUCAUCAGUGCUUGUGUAGAGAAUGGAAAAUUUGUUGUGGUUCAGGAGGAAGCCGAUGUGGAUGUUACAUUAAAUCCAUCAAAAGAACCAUUAAAAUUUCCCGGUGUUUGGUUACGUGAUAAUUGUUAUUGCGAGCAGUGUUUUCAUCCCACUUCCAAAUCACGUAAACACGAUUGGGAUAAAUUCGAUGUGAAGGUUAAAGUUGAAAAAUUGCAAACAAAUAAUAACACAAAACAACUAAUUGUCAAUUGGAGUGAUAAACAUCAAUCGGUGUAUGACUUGAAAUGGCUGCAGGAACGUGCAUUUAAUGAUAAGAGACGUGCUCAAUAUUUAAGUGAUUUCUAUCGUCCGAAACCCAAACAUUGGCAGGGUUCAGAAUUUGAGAAUAUUGUUGAGGUGCUGGAAUUCAAAGAUGUUAUGAACAGUGACGAAGCCCUACAAAAAUGGCUUGAAGCCCUGGCUAUCCAUGGUGUGGUCAUGAUAAAAAAUUCACCCAUCGAACAAACUGUUGUGAGACAAUUAGCUGAACGUGUUGGUUUUAUACGGCGCACAACUUACGGCGAAGAAUUUAUAGUACAAUCAAAACCGGGUGCUAAAAAUUUCGCUUAUCUCUCGGAUCCUUUACCACUGCACACUGAUUUGCCGUAUUAUGAGUACAAGCCAAGUUGUAAUAUUUUACACUGCAUGGUGCAAUCAAAAUCACAAGGUGGCAGUAAUUUACUGGUCGAUGCCUUCCACAUAGCCGAUCGCAUGCAGCAGGAACAUCCAGAGGAUUAUAAGAUUUUAACACAAACGCUAGUGGAUUGGAAUGAUAUUGGCAGUGAGGAUGAUAAACAUUUUCAUAAUAUCUGGCGUGCUCCUGUUAUAUGCUUGGACAAAGACGGCAAUUAUACGCGUUUAAAUCACAGUAUACCCCAACGUGACAGUCACUUUUCGGUACAAUUGGAAGAAGUUAUACCCUGGUAUGAGGCUUACGAGAAAUUUGUACGUCUCGCUCGUAAGGAUGCCUAUGCUUUCAAGACGAAGCCCGGUAAUGUUUUGACUUUUAAUAACAUACGGCUGCUGCAUGGUCGCGAAGGUUAUGAUGAUUCCGAUGAUAAUGUACGUUAUAUUGUGGGAGCCUAUCUUGACUGGGAUAUUAUCUAUUCAAAGUUGAGAGUAUUGAAAACGGCGGCGAAGGGAAAUUAAGUAAAAAAUAAGUUUAUUAGUUAUAAUUUUUUAAUUGUCAAGAGAGAUUGUAAGUAAGAAUUUGCAUUUACUCGACGUUAAUAUUUGUUACAUUUAGUUUUUAUUAUUGUUAAUAAAUUUUACUGGUAAAAAUUUAA